Notechis scutatus (mainland tiger snake) is the source of this 2556-nucleotide messenger RNA. The record is from RefSeq and is a predicted model, not a curated record. Lineage: Eukaryota; Metazoa; Chordata; Lepidosauria; Squamata; Elapidae.
CAUCUUGUAGCUUCUUUUGGGGUUGCUUAUUCUAGAGAAGAGCUGGCAGGCACCAUCACUGAAGAGUUGGUUGGCAGGAGGACCAUGGAAGGCUCGUGGAAGAAUUGGGUAUUGCUGCUGGUGUUCUCUCUGGCUUUCUAUCAAGCUGCUGGAAUUCCUGUGACGUCGCAGAAAGAAUGUACGGAAGAUCCAUCAAUAUUGUGCCAGGAUUUUGCUACAGCUCUGAAGUGUGGAAGCUUGGAGCGCUGUUACGAGAUCCUGCAAGUUAAUCAUCCUAAAAGCCUUAGAUGUUCUCUUUGUAAACUCCUUGUAACCAUGAUGGCAAAGAUUGUUCAAGACAAUUCUACAGAUGAAAGACUUGCUAAGUUUUUUGAGAGGGGAUGCCAGUAUCUUCCCUUCCAGGACUGGUCAGUCAAAUGCAAGAAGAUGGUGGACACAGGAAUAAUCAUUGUUAUAGAGCUUGGUAAACAAGUUCAGGAUAAACCUGAAAUUUUGUGUACCGCUUUUCUACUCUGUAGUCAACCAAGUAGCCCUGCUGGAGCCCUGAAUUUUCAGAACCAGCCAAAAUCAGAAGAAUGGCCUGAAAUAGCAGACUUUCCUGAAAUGCUGUCUCCCUUCAUAGCUAAUGUGCCUCUUCUCUUCAGUCCUCAAGACAAACCCCAAACAGAGCCUUGGUUCUGGCAGAGUACUCUAGAUCCGUGUCAUGAGUGCAUGGUGGUGGCUGAGGAAAUAUACGACAUCUUGAAGAACAAUGCCUUUCUUAUCCAGACUUUGCAGGAUUAUGCCAAGAAGCAGUGUGAAAAUUUGGGGACCCAAAUGGUAGAUGAGUGCAAGAAAUAUGUCCCUGAAUACGCACAUACUUUUGUGCAAUUCCUCAUGGAUCUCUUGGAUACGCCACCAAUGGGAAUUUGCAAAAAAAUUGGAUUCUGUGACGCUACAAAAUCAGAGCUUUUUCCUCCUUUGAGGCCAAUGGAGUACCUUUCAGACUUAUUUGGAGCAGUGGUUAAGAUAACUUCAGAUGCGGAUAAACCUCAUUUGGUGUGUGAUCUUUGCAAGAAAGUAGUACAGCUGGCAGAGAACCUGGUGGAGAACAAUAACACAGAAGAGCAAAUAAUCCAUCAGAUGAUGAACGUUUGUUACAUGUUGCCUCACGAAGUGGUUCCCCAGUGUAGAGACUUUGUGAAUUCCUAUGGAAUGGCGGUUCUCAUUAUGCUGUUUGAUGCCACUAAGCCUGAAUCCGUGUGCAUUAGGCUCAACUUUUGCCCUGAAGAUGUAUCUUUAAGCACCAACAAAAUAGAUCUUGAGGAAAUAGCUCCUGAGAAGAACGCAGCCCUUGAGAAAGUAUCAGAAGACAAGGAUGGUGAAGUGUGUGAAAUGUGUAUAGCUCUUGUUAAUUACAUUGAUGGUGAACUGGAGAAGAAUAAGACACAAGUCCAGAUUGUAUCUUUCCUUGUUAAAGGAUGCCAAUUACUCCCAGAAGCUUUGGAAUAUCCAUGUAAUCAACUGGUGAUCCAAUACGAACCAGCUGCUAUCAAUCUUAUGGAAGAAAUACUGCAACCAUCCUUUGUGUGUGGGAAAAUGGGAAUGUGUCCUGAACCCCGUGUGGGAAUGGAGGCCUGUUCCUGGGGCCCUACUUUCUGGUGCAAGAAUCCAGAGACUGCAAAACAGUGCCAGGCCACUGAAUACUGCAAACGCCACAUGUGGAACUAGAGGAGGAGGUCCUAGCAGUGUGGGGAAACAUUGAGCACAUCUGGAAACAUGAUUUGGGUGAAAAAUUGUGAAAAUCUGAGUCUUGGCCGAAGCCCAUCUUCCUUUCCCACCUUCAAGCUCUCAGCACCAAAGGAGACCACCCUUUCCUUUGCUGAUCAAGUUCUGAAUAAUUUUUUUCUUUGUUUUUGAGCUAUGGUGAGAAAGGAAUGUAGUUGAGAAGAAGCGGGGGGAGGAAAGGAUUAAGAAUUUCUUGGGAUUGUGUUUAUAAUAGCAAUAACCAAUUUUAGGAAGGUAAAACAACCAUAUCAUCAAAAUAACCAGAACAGGUCAUUUAAUGCUGGGAUUUUCAAGUGAAUAGCAAUAUUGAAUUUUGAAGAUGUCCUUGCACUUAAGUGGGGAGAUGCUAUAGGAAGUUGUUGAUCAAAACAGAUUAGAAGCAACAACAGCUGCAAAGAUAGUGGAUGUGAAAAGGUCUUCACAAAGGACAUAAAUCUGAGCUUUAAAAAAAUGUUAAGGAACAUCUCUGCUACUUAUUCUCAAGAAGCUCUGAGUUAAAGUAAUGUAAAUGCUAAACCUUAUAGCUAUUCUUGAAAUGUAGAAUAAUGCAGUGAGGCAUUCCCUUCAAAAUGCUUAGGCACAUUUUAUCAGCUGAAAAAAAGGGUAAAUCAAUGUUGAUCUAUUUGAUACUGACUAUCUAAUUGGCAACAGUACUUUUACAAACCCUCUAUAUUUUCAGAUUGGAUGCUAAAUAAAACCUUGAUCCUUGAACCAAUGCAUAUGUUGGAUUAACUUCUUGUCAGAUUGGUGGCUGUAUAAAUUUGAUAAAUAAAAAUUUAUCUUGAAAAG